This is a messenger RNA of Candidula unifasciata, 1903 nucleotides long. The record is from the annotation of a GenBank genome assembly. NCBI's taxonomy places the organism in Eukaryota, Metazoa, Mollusca, Gastropoda, Stylommatophora, Geomitridae.
GCACAUUGGCAAAAGCACAGAACGUUUCUUUGUCUUAGAGGAAAAUAACGAUGAAAGCGUGGCGGCCUGGGAACACCGCCGCAUUCGAAUGGCCAGCUCCAUUGGGAACGGCAUCAAGGAAAACUACCUGAAAACCAGCAAGACUGACUUAGCCGCGUUUGUGGAAAGUUCGUCCAGGGACACAGUGAAAACUGGUAUACUUCUGGAUCCCAACAGGAAACGAAGAAAGAAGUCUGUCUUAUUGCUUUCAUUGACGGCGCUGGGAAAUCUUACUAAAACAAGACCUGGAGGGAAGACCACAGACAGGAAAGGAGCUAGCAGACGAUCACUAUCUGAGCAACCCCGAGAAGCUGAUGAAAAAGAUAUUGUAACAGCUAUAAAGGAAACGGUGGUGGCCAUGACAAACAGAGGCAGAAGGCGCCGUUUCGGAAUAGGCAUCGUAGGGGAAUUCUUCGAGCGGAAAGUCCGAGGCAGCAUCAUUAAGUCGGUCAAACCGCAAAUAGAUAAUCUGGAUGAUAACAGGCCAUAUUUCUCCUACUGGGUGACUUUUGUGCAGACUGUUAUUAUGCUUACAGCCAUCAUAGUCUAUGGCCAUGCUCCCAUUGGUAUAGGAGUUUCGACCGUGACCGGCAGCGUUGACAUGCCAAACCUAGCUAUUCAAACAGAGCAUCGUAUGGAAGUGGAGAAUUUGUGGAUCGGACCCCGCCAGGUUUUGAUGUCUCUGCAAUUAACACCCCCCUCAACUUGCUUGAGGUUUGUCCCAUUUACUUGUGGAGUUGGAGUAAUUAUUGUCUGGGACUUGAGGAUGCAGAGUAUUUACUUUCUGGGACUUGGGGAGUUAAAGUACUUACUGUCUGGGACUUGGGGAAAUGUUCUCUCCACCUGGCUCAAGUGGUCAAGCGAUAACCCAGGGCCUGAUGGCCGAGUCAGUGGGUCAGUCUGUGGGCAGGACCCCAGAUACUGUAACAAUCCGUCAUCGAGUGCACCAUUUGACUGGCCAGAUGAAAUUACAAAAUGGCCUAUCUGCCAGGAGACAACCCCCAUCAACCAGUCACUGGCCCACAUGAAAAACAGACACAUGCACUGUGAGCUGCUGGGGCGACCUUGCUGCACUGGGAUUCAGGGCGAGUGUAUCAUCACCACCGUGGACCACUGCCAGCUUCUCAGGGGAUUCUUCCAUGGCGAGGCUGCACUAUGUUCCCAGGUCAACUGUAUUCAAGAAAUCUGUGGCAUGAUUCCAUUUGCCCAAGAAAAAAUGCCCGACCAGUUCUACAGGUUGUUCUCCUCACUCUUCCUCCAUGGCGGAGUGGUGCACCUGGGGAUGUCUAUCGUCUUCCAGAUGUGGAUCAUGAGGGAUCUGGAGAAGUUGCUGGGAACUAUCCGGAUGAUUACUAUUUAUUUUGGGUCUGGAGUGGCAGGAAACCUGGCCAGCUGUACAUUUCUUCCCUACGCCGUAGAGGUUGGACCAUCAGGAGCACAUUUCGGCGUUGCUGCGUGUCUGUUUGUGGAAGUGAUACAAAGCUACCAGAUGUUCAAACACCCUCACUUGGCGAUUAUGAAGCUCUGCCUGCCCAUCGGGCUGCUCUUCCUCCUGGGCCUCUUUCCCUGGGUGGACAACUGGGCGCACCUGUUUGGGUUUUUCUUUGGCUUUCUGCUGGCCUUCUCUCUGAUGCCUUAUGUGACGUUUGGUCACUUCGACAGACGUCGUAAACUGAUCACCGUGUUUGCUUGCCUGGGAGCAUCCGUUGUACUGUUUGCUAUGUUGAUCGUCAUAUUCUACUUCGCCCCGCUGACUGACUGCCAGUGGUGUCUAUAUUUCAACUGCAUCCCAUUGACUGCAGAGUUCUGCGAUAAUAUGUCUGUUCGACUCAAGACGAAUUCUUCUUACUACAAACUGGUUUAA